UAUCUUUAAUCCUCUCUCAACUCCCUUCCCAUGAUCCCUUCAGGGACAAUGAAGCCUCUCAGAGUAAAGCUUCCUCUGCCAAUCAUUAUCACCACAAUCUGUGUUCUUCUCUUCAUAGCAGUUUUGUAUGCUGAGAGACUAAGUUUCCCUAACUCAACCUCCAUUUUCAAGUUCAAAACAUGUUCUAGAAAGCACAGCAAAUCAAAGUCUAAUGAUAAAAAAAGUGAGGAAGUGUUUGCAAAUGCCUCAUGGACUGAUGAUAGGUUCGAUUUUGACCCAGAAGAGUGCAAUGUUGCAAAUGGAAAAUGGGUAUUUAACAGUUCAUUGAAGCCUUUGUACUCAGACUCAAGUUGUCCAUACAUAGAUAGACAAUUUUCAUGUGUCAAAAAUGGAAGGAAUGAUUCUGAUUACCUCCAUUGGGAGUGGCAGCCAGAAGAUUGCACCUUGCCCCCGUUUAAUCCAGAGCUAGCCCUCAAAAAGCUUCAAGGAAAGAGGCUAUUAUUUGUAGGGGAUUCACUACAAAGAAACCAGUGGGAAUCUUUUGUAUGUUUAGUGCAAGGUGUGAUACCUGAGAAGAAAAAGUCAAUGAAACGAGGGCGUGUGCAUUCUGUCUUCAAAGCCAAGGAAUAUAAUGCUACCAUAGAGUUCUAUUGGGCACCUUUUUUAGUGGAGUCCAACAGUGACAUUCAUAUCAUAGGAGACCCCAAGAAGAGAAUAAUAAAAGUGGAUGAAAUCACAGAGCGUGCCAAAAACUGGACAGGAGUGGAUAUCCUUGUUUUCAAUACAUAUGUAUGGUGGAUGAGUGGCCUUAGAGUAAAAGCACUAUGGGGUUCAUUUGCCAAUGGAGAAGAAGGGUAUGAAGAACUGGAUACACCAGUUGCUUACAAAUUUGGUUUGAGGACUUGGGCCAAUUGGGUUGACUCAACUAUUGAUCCAAACAAAACCAGGGUCUUCUUCACAACUAUGUCCCCUGCACACACAAAAAGUGCAGACUGGGGCCACAAGGAUGGUAUCAAAUGCUUCAAUGAGACAAAGCCAGUGAAGAAGAAGAACCACUGGGGAAGUGGGUCUAACAAAGAUAUGAUGAGUGUGGUGGCCAAAGUGGUGAAGAGAAUGAAAGUUCCUGUGAAUGUGAUCAACAUAACACAGAUCUCAGAGUACAGAAUUGAUGGUCAUUCUUCUGUUUACAGUGAAAUUGGAGGCAAAAUUUUGACUGAGGAGGAAAGGGUCAACGCACGAAAUGCAGAUUGCAUUCAUUGGUGUUUGCCAGGAGUUCCAGAUACUUGGAAUCAAAUAUUUUUGGCAAUGUUGUAACACCUUUUUUGGCAGUAUUGGUGUAACAAGAGACAUUUGCUUUUGUUUUUCCUGACAUGAAGAUGUCAAAUAUGUAAAGCCACUGUCCCAAUUCAUCCUUCAUUAGCAUUUCUAUCAUCUUUUGGUCUUUUCUUGACAUGAAGAUGUCAAUUAUAUAUAAGAAGCCAUGUAACCACAUUCCUCUUUCUUUAAUAAUGUGUUAAUGAAAGGAAGGGAAAGAUUGUAAUGUCUUAAUGAAUCAAAACAUUAUAAGUACUUAUAUAUAAACCAA
Messenger RNA from Vigna unguiculata (cowpea), 1585 nucleotides. Its product is annotated as protein trichome birefringence-like 3. Gene Ontology annotation, molecular function: O-acetyltransferase activity. The record is from RefSeq and is a predicted model, not a curated record. NCBI's taxonomy places the organism in Eukaryota, Viridiplantae, Streptophyta, Magnoliopsida, Fabales, Fabaceae. Gene Ontology annotation, cellular component: Golgi apparatus.